Messenger RNA from Brienomyrus brachyistius, 3980 nucleotides. RefSeq names its product protein phosphatase 1K, mitochondrial-like. Gene Ontology annotation, molecular function: protein serine/threonine phosphatase activity; cation binding. The coding region runs from base 235 to 1422 and encodes 395 amino acids. The transcript has 7 exons. Lineage: Eukaryota; Metazoa; Chordata; Actinopteri; Osteoglossiformes; Mormyridae. Gene Ontology annotation, biological process: protein dephosphorylation. The record is from RefSeq and is a predicted model, not a curated record.
UGGUGACGUUAGUGGGCGGUUCUGGUCGAGCCCCCAGAGGUUUGGAUGACUCGCUGCCUACAGGGGACGCACCGAAAAUAAGGAAACGCUGUUAUUGCUACCUUUCCGGGGCGUUUUAACAUCAAACAGGUCUUUUUCCUCAACAGAUACGCUCCAGGUUACAGGAGAGCAGGACUGCGUCUGGGCCGGCUGACAGCCCACUUCCCUCCGGCCGGCCCGUGUCCUGGCGGCACCAUGUGCACAGCGACUCGGCUGAGCCUGGCUGGGGCCUGCGGGCUGCGUCUGGGCCGGCUGACAGCCCACUUCCUUCCGGCCGGCCCGUGUCGUGGCGGCACCAUGUGCACAGCGACUCGGCUGAGCCUGGCUGGGGCCUGCGGGCUGCGCCUGGGGCUCCGGCAGCAAGACCACCGCUACCUCCACACGUCCCCCAGAGUGCUCAGCAGUUCCCGCUUCGACCCAGACAGCAGCGGCCGCCCCACCACCUGGGAUUCCUUCGGCAUCUGGGACAAUCGCAUUGAUGAGCCCAUUUUGCUGCCCCCCAGCAUCCGCUAUGGCAAACCCAUCCCCAAGGUGAGCCUGUCCAAAGUGGGCUGUGCUUCCCACAUCGGCCAGCGCAAGGAGAACGAGGACCACUUCCAGGUCAGCCAGGUGAAUGGCAGCAUCCUCUACUUUGCUGUAUUCGAUGGCCACGGCGGACCACAGGCGGCUGAUUUCUGCCAUAAGCACAUGGAGACAUACAUAAAAGACCUGGUCCAUGAAGAGCACAACCUGGAGCUGGUGCUUACCAAAGCUUUUCUAGAAGUAGACAAGGCGUUUGAAAUGCAUUUGAAUGCGUCUGGGAACGCCUCCCUGCAGACCUCCGGGUCCACGGCCACGGUGGCCUUGCUGAGGGACAGUGUGGAGCUUGUGGUGGCCAGCGUGGGGGACAGCCGUGCCCUGCUCUGCCGCAGGGGGAAGGCACAGCGGCUGACGGUGGAUCACACCCCCGAGAGGAAGGACGAGAAGGACAGGAUUAAGAAGAGCGGCGGCUUUGUGACCUGGAACAGCUUAGGACAGGCCAACGUCAACGGGCGGCUGGCCAUGACCCGCAGCAUUGGGGACUUUGACCUCAAGUCCAGGGGCGUGAUCGCCGAGCCUGAGACCAAGAGGGUCACCCUGCAGCAUGCCCACGACUCUUUCCUGGCGCUGACCACUGACGGAAUUAACUUCAUCAUGAACAGCCAGGAGAUCUGCGAUGUGAUCAGCCAAUGCCCAGACCCGCGGGAGGCUGCCCAGGUCAUCGCAGAGCAGGCACAGCAGUAUGGCUCUGAGGAUAACAGCACCAUCGUGGUCGUGCCCUUUGGUGCCUGGGGCAAGCAGAAGGCGUCCGAUGCCAGCUACUCGCUCAGCAGGAGCUUCGUGUCGAGUGGCCGGUGGGCCUGAGGGCCAAGCGGGCUGCUAGCAAACAAACGUGCAAUACCGCCACCCUCAGGGCCUUAGGGGAAGUGCACUCAAGAGCACUUUGGGGAAUGCGAGAGGAGUGGCAUGCGUGAGCCUCUUUACAGCACUGUCAGGACACACACCGCGGCAAUGCUCAGUGCCAGGAGGGUGUCUAUCAUUUUAGGCCUUUUAUUACAAACAUUGAACACUUUUUUGCACAUAAUUUGCACAUCUGGUGAUGGUGGGAGGUCAGUAUAUAUAUAUAUAUUUUACAUGAAUCUCCUGGGGGGGUCGGGGUCAGCAGAUGGUUGGUGGUUCGAAUCUCACCUCUGCUCUGUGUGUGUGGAGUGUGCAUGUUCUCCACAUGUCCUGCAGGUGCUCCAGUUCCUCCUGCAGUCCAAAGACAUGCAUGCAGGUGAUGUGGUUGCAAGAUGGGUGGAUUUACUAGAUCAAUCAGGGAUAAAUGUGAAGCUUAGUAAAUGCAGCCAUUAACACGACAGUCAAAUUCCCACUCAGUUACAUGCUCAGCAUGUAAAUGUGGCUUUAGGGUGUGUAAGGUGGUCUCUAGACUCCCAUCUUUUUCAUCUGGGCUGAGAUCUGUCUAGUUUGCAACCAUAAACCAGCCACCUUGCUGAAAUCAGGAAAUGAUGAGAAGUCCAAGCCUGACGAUGCAAGCUCUUAUUAUCCAAGCACAUGGGGCUUUGGCAUGAACAUUGUUUAAAUGUGCCGCUCUUAAUGUAAAUGGAUGCAUUGCAUACAAAUUUUGUUUUACAAAUCCUCUUUUUAUUAUUCAUUAUAAAUUAUCUUCCCUGAUGACAAAAAGAAUGUUUUUACGUGAUGUAUUUUUAUAUCUUUGUAAAACUGUUCAGAAUGAACCUCCUCAAUAUGAAGACCAUGAGUUGCCAGGCACUGCAUGGCCAUCCUGUACAUCCAGUGGCGCAGUGUUUUCAUGCCAGCUGAUGUGAUACUCAGCAAUAAAGCUUUUUCACCAGUGUCAGCCACUGGACAAUGCAACUGCAAAGCUGUCGAAAGACACCAUCUGUUAAGCGCAGUAUGUUAUACAAAAUUGUAUAAUUAAUCAAUUAAUCCAUUAAUAAAAAAAAGGCAAUGAGAUUCAAGAAAAGAAAUGUCCUACAACCUUCUAUUCUGUGUUUGAAGAAGGGAAAAACAGGUGUCGGUACUCCCCUUGUUAUUCAGCACUGGGGGCCGGUACUCCACUUGUUAUUCAGCAUUGGGGGCCGGUACUCCCCUUGUUAUUCAGCACUGGGUGCCGGUACUCCACUUGUUAUUCAGCAUUGGGGGCCGGUACUCCCCUUGUUAUUCAGCACUGGGGGGGCGGUACUCCCCUUGUUAUUCAGCACUGGGUGCCGGUACUCCCCUUGUUAUUCAGCACUGGGGGGGGGCGGUACUCCCCUUGUUAUUCAGCACUGGGUGCCGGUACUCCCCUUGUUAUUCAGCACCAAUUGCCGGUACUCCCCUUGUUAUUCAGCACUGGGUGCCGGUACUCCCCUUGUUAUUCAGCACCAAUUGUCGGUACUCCCCAUGUGAUUAAGCACCAGCAGAUACUGAGAUGUGCUGGACCAAUUCAGUUGAAGCACUGCUUUUAUUUACAUACCAAACAGGAAGUAUCUGAAGCUUUCUGAUUGCAUCAAGUCUGGGUUGAUGACAGUGUUGUGAGGGGGUGUCUGCUGCCCCCUGCUGUCCAGCGGACCUUGUCCAUGAAGGAUUUUUAACUAGCAGAACUCCUGCUUUGUUGUGUGACUGUGUUUUAGUAUUAAUAUAAUUGGAAUAAAAAAAAAAAACCUCAGCUGUUUAUUUUUAUUUAUGGUUCAUGAAAUGUUAGUUAAUUGGUUUGUGUUUUUGGUUAAUUCCUUUAAAAAUUAAAGGAAUUAGUAGUAUCCAAUUAGUAUCCAAUUAGUGAAGCUGUAUCUUUCUAUUCGACAGUGAACAAAAAGCACGUCUUCCAGUAGCAGAUGUGUGACAGCUGUCUGUUAAACCGUGGUGUAUACUGUUCAAGAUGAUCACGUGACCUCCACAGAACGGGGACUCACAGCACAUUCUGCUUGCUUCAGUUCUGCUUUUCAGAAAUAGAUGUUUUCCUGUUUGUUUGCUUCUUUGUUGAACCAUUACGUCCCGCUUUUUAAAAUUUAUCAUCAUCAUCAUCGUCGUUGUUGUUUUUGAUGGCAGAUUUUCUGUGAACAGGAAAUGUCAUUAUUAAGCAUUCCAUGACAUCAUCUAUACCAUUUGUUAUGAUUCUUAAAAUCUGCAUCUUUCUCACAAUCAUAACACAUAACUCGUACUGUCUCAUUCAUAAAUCACCAAACCACAGUGAUGCACAACUUUCAAAAGACAGGUAUUCCAAAUACAUUGCUUUGUGAAUCGAUUUCGAUGUUUAUUGUUUCGUUCCUCAAUAAUGUGAUAAGUACAUUGAUAAUGUGCAUUAAAUUCACGGUUAUUAUAAAGUGGCAGUUCCGUAUGCUGGUUCUGUAUUUUAGCAUAAUGUCACUGGACUUUCUGAAUGUUGGGUUACGUUUUGCCUAAAUAAACAAUGCCUAAAUGAA